AUGGCUGUUGCUCUGCAGGCAGAGCAGGCCUGGAAGGAAGCAUUUCCCAGCAACAAAAUACGACCUAAAAUCUAUUCCGGCAACAUUCGAGACGAUCAUGGCUUCAGGCCCCUCACUGAUCCAACAAUAUUCGGCGAGGACAUCUCCAAGCUCAGUUCUGCCCAGAUGUACGCCGUGGCAAGCAAUAAUGCUCUUGCCUUGCAGAUCGCCCAACGAGAGUAUCUGGAAAUUAGCCGGGAAUUGAACGAAAUUAGAGAUAUUGACAAGGAUGUUCGCGACCCUCAGGCGCCUCUGGAUAAGUUCACAUUCGAAGAGACUAAGGAAGCUGAGUUGUACGGCCAGCCGUACGAGAAGGGAGCCCCAGCGCGCCUUGAACAUGGAAGACCAAACGAAAACUUUGGCAAACUUCCCAAGGGAGUCGAUCUUCUGUCUGACCAGGAGAGGACGGACGUACGGUUUGCCUUUGAUCCGUUUCAGAUAUUCUAUCCCAAGUCAAAGGCUUCCGACAAGCCAAGAAGGAAGGGCAGGGAUGGUUUGAAUGACCCUACCAAUCCUGACGGUUUUGAUACCUACAAAAUCGACAAAAAAGCAUACGUCCCAGUACAGUAUCAGGACGAAGCCGAGUACACUCACAAGUACAACAAGCGACUUUUGGAUGCAAAUGGUGUUCCAAUACGUCCAGUCUCCCCGGAUCCAGAGGAAAUGGAUCCCUCACGCCAUACACAAGACAACAACUCAUCUCAGGCGACGGCAACUUCGAUCGAGCCAGGCAUGCAGAAUAGGAGAGCGACUCGCUAUAAUGGUACCAAGGUUCCAAAUACGCGCGAUGUAUCAGAAGCUCCUUCCGGCACCUCAACGCCUAAAAGAAAGCGUAAUGGUACGCCACUAGGUGCAGCAACUCGAGAAGACACACCGAACAAGCGUCCAAAGAUUGAGCAAUCUCCACUAGCCCCAGGCAGCAUUCAUCGUCCCGAUUCUCUUUCAGGCGCUGCAAGAAGAAAGCCUCAUCCAAAUCAGUACACAAAAGCCAGAGAGGCCCGAGAACGUGAAGCGGCUCUCACCGAGUCGGCGAGUGUAGAAGUCGCGCCCGCAGUCGUCGCUCCAAAGCUGGACUUGAGCAAUAUGACUGAUGACGACAAGUGGAAGCGCAAAUGGACAGACGCUGAGUUGCUUGCAGCCAUCAAAGAAGAUCACACCUGGCUUGGUGUCAAGGCAGACCUGUGGCGACCGAGACUGCUCAACAGUGCAAACCCAGUCCGCAGCCUUUCCAUGUUGAAGAAGUGGAGAUUCUGGCAGGAUAGUGGUCAAGACAAGAGGCCAAGGAACAGAGAGAAGAGCGAAAACGGAGGCAAGAGCAAGGAGGGGAGUGUGAGUCGCGGCAGAACGCCGACUACGCCAGCUACUGCGGUAGACUCUGAAGCUUUUAUCGAACCGGUCACAAAUGGUACUCAUAUCGAGGUGAAUGGUAUAGUCGACAGCGAGCAAAGGCAAGAAGUUGUGGUGGAAGGGGACUACUUCGAGCAAAGUGAUGGUAUCAAUGGAAGUUCACGACCAGCACUGUCUCGACGAUCGACCAGAAGAGGUGCCUACUAG
This is a messenger RNA of Cyphellophora attinorum, 1593 nucleotides long. RefSeq lists its product as uncharacterized. NCBI's taxonomy places the organism in Eukaryota, Fungi, Ascomycota, Eurotiomycetes, Chaetothyriales, Cyphellophoraceae. The coding region runs from base 1 to 1593 and encodes 530 amino acids. The transcript has a single exon. The record is from RefSeq and is a predicted model, not a curated record.